Microcebus murinus (gray mouse lemur) is the source of this 3365-nucleotide messenger RNA. Lineage: Eukaryota; Metazoa; Chordata; Mammalia; Primates; Cheirogaleidae. The record is from RefSeq and is a predicted model, not a curated record.
UAUUCUGAGGAAAAUACUAAGAAAAGGGGUUAGCCUAUAGCUGAGUGAUAGCAGAACAUCUCUGCCAGUCCAGGGAAAUCUGGAUAUGAAAUCCUGAUACACUGAACUCUUAGUAAGGCUAUGUGUGUGAGCACACACGCACGUGCUCUUCUCACAGGACUGAGGUGUGGACUCCGUGCAGUUGAUUUGGAAAGCAAGCAACCUGCGGUGGAAUCUGGGUGCUUCUCCAGAAUUAUUAGCUGGAGAAAUUCAAGAGUGGGUGGCCAUCCAUGGCAGGUCUCCCUAAAGUUAGGUGAGCACCACUUGUGUGGAGGAAGUUUGAUUCAAGAUGAUCAGGUGGUUACGGCAGCACACUGCCUGGCUAGCCUCAGUGAGAAGCAACUUAAGAGUCUAACUGUGACUUCUGGAGAGUACAGCCUGCUUCAGAAGGAUAAUCAAGAACAGAAUAUUCCUGUCUCAAAAAUUAUUAUCCAUCCUGAAUACAACAGGCUUGGAUAUAUGAGUGCUGAUAUUGCACUGCUGUAUCUAAAACACAAAGUGAAGUUUGGAACUGCUGUUAAACCAAUCUGUCUUCCCAACAGAGAUGAUAAACUUAAAGCAGGGAUUCUUUGCAUGGCCAGUGGAUGGGGCAAGAUUUCAGAGACAUCAGAAUAUUCAAAUGUCCUACAAGAAGUGGAACUUCCCGUCAUGGAUGACAGAACGUGUAAUACUAUGCUCAAGAGUAUGAACCUCCCUCCUCUGGAAAGGACCAUGAUGUGUGCUGGUUUUCCUGGUGGGGGAAUGGCUGCCUGCCAGCGGGACUCUGGAGGACCCCUGGUGUGUAGAAGAGGUGGUGGAAUCUGGACUCUUGCUGGGAUAACUUCCUGGGUAGCUGGUUGUGCCAGAGGUUCAGCUCCUCUAAGAAAUCACCAUAGGAAGGUGUCACUUGGCGUUUUCUCCAACGUGUUGGAGUUGAUGGAUUUUAUCACUCAAAACAUGACCACAGAUUUGGCUCGGGGAAAACCCUUCUCAAGAAUGAGUCGAAGGAGCAUGACAAAGGGCCUGAGUUCUGUCCGAGGCAUGCGUGGAAGCCGGAGAGGAAAGGGUAUGUGUGGUCCUGCUUAUCUAGGUGGGAAGCUGACUUGGGAGCCGUCAUCAAGAGAAGAUAAGGUCUGUGGAGAUACACUGCCCUCACCAUUGCUGACAGAGACCAGUGAAGCCACAGGUUCAGGUUAUUGGAGCGUGGCUGUCUUGGCAGAAGAAGGGACAAUUCACUCUGCCAAUUGUCCUGACCCGCAUCCCAGCAGUGUACAGUGUCAUCGGUUCAUUCUUUCUCCAGGGAAACACAUUAUAAAGUUGACAUUUGAGGACUUCACUGUUGAAUUUAACCAAAACUGUGUUUAUGAUGCUGUUGUGAUUUAUGAUGAUUCCAAAGAAGAGCACGAGUUAGCUAAACUUUGUGGAAUCUUUAACAUCACUCUGAUAUUCAGUCCUAGUAACGUGAUAGUGAUACAUUUUUAAAAUGAUGGUGAAAAUAAUAGAGGCUUCAAACCUAGAAUCACUGUUUUGCCCUCAGACACUUCCAAUAAAACUGAACCAACAUCACCUCCCCAAACCAAUCCUGUAUCUGCUGCAGAAGCUAUUCCAUAUGGUGUUUGUGGCAUUCCUCCAUUUAGCCCCCAGUGGCUUUCCAGAAGAAUCGCAGGAGGGGAAGAAGCCUGCCCCCACUGUUGGCCAUGGCAGGUGGGUCUAAGGUUUCUAGGAGAUCACCAGUGUGGAGGUGCCAUCAUCAGCCCAACUUGGAUUCUGACUGCAGCCCACUGUGUGCAAUCGAAAAAUAAUCCACUCUCUUGGACUAUUAUUGCUGGGGACCAUGAUAGAACCCUGAAGGAAUCAACUGAGCAGGCGAAAAGGGUCAGACGCAUAGUGGUGCAUGAAGACUUUAAUAUUCUCAGCUAUGACUCUGAUAUCGCCCUCAUACAGCUGAGCUCUCCACUGGAGUACAACUCAGUGGUGAGGCCGGUGUGUCUCCCACAUGGCCCAGAGCCUCUGUUUUCCUUGGAGAUCUGUGCCGUGACCGGAUGGGGAAGCAUCAGUAAAGAUGGCGGCCUGGCACGUCGCUUACAGCAAAUUCAAGUGUCUGUGUUAGGAAGAGAGGUCUGUGAACGCACUUACUAUUCCGCUCACCCGGGAGGGAUCACAGAGAAGAUGAUCUGUGCUGGUUUCGCUGCAUCUGGAGGGAAAGAUUUCUGCCAGGGAGACUCUGGUGGUCCAUUGGUAUGUAGACAGGGAAACGGUCCCUUUGUCCUGUAUGGCAUUGUCAGCUGGGGAGCUGGCUGUGUCCCGCCGUGGAAGCCAGGUGUAUUUGCCAAGGUGAGGGUCUUCUUGGACUGGAUCCAAUCCAAAAUCAAAGGUCCUGCUUCACUUCAGACAAAAAAGAAAAGCAAAACCUUAGAACAACAAUCGCCACCACUCACACCUUCAACAGACUGUGCAUCUGGGCCAGGCCGUUGCUCUGAAGUGGAGCUAGAGGAGCCCAGAGGCUUUUCUUCAACUCCAAGAUAUCCACUGGAUUACAGAGGAAAACUGGAAUAUCCUUGGGUGCUCAGAGUUUCACCAAACAGGAUGGCAAAAUUUACCAUUGAGUGUCUAUCACUUCCCAGGUCUCAGGUGUGUGGAGACUCAGUUCUGACCAUUUAUGAAGAAAGCCACAGUGGGAGAAGGAUGGCAGGUAAAUUAUGUGGGAGAAGGGUUUACCAGAUGAUUUUCAUGAGCUCUGGACCACUGGUGAGGGUGACAUUUCGUUCCCUUGUACAAAAUGCUUUUGGCAUAAGCUAUAUUGUCUUCAAAGUCCAAGGUUCAAAGGACAGUAAAAUAACCAGAACUUCCCAGAAUUCAAACCAAGAGCAUGUGGUCACUUUUGAGGAUGCUCUUCUGACCAAGCCAGCCAGAGUCAUACAGACCCCAAGAUACUCUUGUGGAGCUACUGUAAAUUGCCAACAGGGGUUAGUAGCCCCUUUAAAUCACAUCAUUCCCUUUGUUACCAACUUCCAGAUGAAGCUAAGAACCUUAGCCUGUCACAGUCACCUGUGGGUUUGUGAAGGAUUUGGACCAAACAAAAAUAGAUCAUCUUAGACCAUUGGCUGGGAAUCCUGCAAAUUACACUGACAAAAGACAGAUUAAAAACAGAAAAACAAGUUUAUUAACACAUGCAUCUUGAUCAUGUAUCUAUAUGGAAAUACUCAGUGGUGAGUAACUCAGAGGUGAUUAGAAUUUGGGCUUAUAUAACAUCUUAACAAAAGAACAAUAAAUUUGUAGAGAAGUGAUGAGAUAAGGAAAAAGGAUUUGAGCUGCUAGGGGUGAAAAAUUGUGGGAAGGCAAAUUUA